GCAGCACCAGCGCAGGAGAAGAAGGAAGAGGCCCCUGCUGCUGAGGCCCCUCCUGCAGAAGAGAAAAAGGAAGAGGCUGCCCCAGCCGAAGCGGCUCCUGCCGAAGCGGCUCCUGCCGAAGCGGCCCCUGCCGAAGCGGCCCCUGCCGAAGCAGCCCCUGCCCAAGCAGCCCCUGCCGAAGCGGCUCCUGCCGAAGCAGCCCCUGCCGAAGCAGCCCCUGCCGAAGCGGCUCCUGCAGAAGCAGCCCCUGCAGAAGCAGCCCCCGCGGAAGCUGCGCCAGCUGAACCUGCCCCGGCUGAACCUGCCCCGGCUGAACCUGCCCCAGCAGCAGAAGCCCCGUCAGCCGAAGCGCCUCCAGCUGAAGCUGCUCCUGCAGAAGCUGCCCCAGCUGAAGCUCCCCCUGCGGAGGAAAAGAAGGAAGAGGCCCCGGCAGAGGAGAAAAAGGAGACACCACCAGCUGAAGCCGCCCCAGCUGAGGCACCAGCUGAAGCUGCCCCAGCCGAAGCUGCACCAGCCGAAGCCGCGCCGGCUGAAGCCGCGCCACCAGCCGAAGCUGCGCCUGCCGAAGCUGCGCCUGCUGAGGCUGCACCUGAGGCUGCUGCUUUCAACGCCGAGAUGAAAUCCAAGCUCGAGGACCGUGGGCGCAUAGAGG
This is a messenger RNA of Symbiodinium pilosum, 652 nucleotides long. NCBI's taxonomy places the organism in Eukaryota, Dinophyceae, Suessiales, Symbiodiniaceae. The record is from the annotation of a GenBank genome assembly.